GUGGGAGGCCGGGAGGGGGCCGGGACGCCGGGCUCGGGGGCGGGGGCGGGGGGCGCGGGCACCGGAGACCCCGGUGGCGGCGGCGGCGGCCGGGGGAAACCGCGGGGCCGGUCAUGCGGCUGCGGAGCCCGCGGCCCGGAGCGUCCGCCCAGCCCUGAGAGAGGCCCCGCAGGGCGCCCCCCGCCGCUCAGGAUGAGUCACUGCAGCAGCCGUGCCCUGACCCUGCUGAGCAGCGUGUUUGGUGCCUGCGGCCUGCUCCUCGUGGGCAUCGCGGUCAGCACGGACUACUGGCUGUACAUGGAAGAGGGGACCGUUUUGCCGCAGAACCAGACCACCGAGGUCAAGAUGGCACUGCACGCUGGCCUCUGGAGAGUCUGCUUCUUUGCAGGUCGGGAGAAGGGGCGUUGUGUGGCUUCCGAGUACUUUCUUGAACCAGAGAUCAACUUGGUGACGGAAAACACGGAGAAUAUUUUGAAGACUGUACGCACGGCUACUCCCUUCCCUAUGGUUAGUCUCUUCCUUGUGUUCACCGCCUUUGUCAUCAGCAACAUCGGCCACAUCCGACCUCAGAGGACCAUUCUGGCCUUCGUGUCUGGCAUCUUCUUCAUUUUAUCAGGUCUCUCCUUGGUGGUGGGCUUGGUUCUGUACAUCUCCAGCAUCAAUGAUGAGGUCAUGAACAGGCCCAGCAGCUCUGAGCAGUACUUUCACUAUCGAUACGGGUGGUCGUUUGCCUUCGCUGCUUCCUCUUUCCUUCUCAAAGAGGGGGCCGGAGUCAUGUCCGUGUACUUAUUCACCAAGCGCUAUGCGGAGGAAGAGAUGUAUCGCCCGCACCCGGCCUUCUACCGCCCGCGUCUCAGCGACUGCUCUGACUACUCGGGCCAGUUUCUGCAGCCCGAGGCGUGGCGUCGAGGUCGCAGCCCUUCCGACAUCUCCAGCGACGUCUCCAUCCAGAUGACGCAAAAUUACCCUCCAGCCAUCAAGUACCCCGACCACCUCCACAUCUCCACUUCACCGUGCUGAGGCUGGGCUCCCCCCUCUCCUCUUCCUCCUCCCUCCCCUCACCUGCCCUUCCCCAACGCGGCCCCAAUCCCUUAAGGGACUCUUGGCUGGGGGCUGCUGUGCCACCUCCAGGCCCCAACCCAUCAUCCUCAUUUCGAUGGCUCCCUCUUUCCAACCUCUCCUCAUUAGUCCGUUAUACUUCCAAAUGAUUCCCUCCCUUCACCUUCACCUGCCUAACCCCGGGUGUACCCGUCCCCUCUCCUGGUCCCUCUCCAACUCGGUUAACUAUCCUCUGGUGGUAUCUUGCACCUAGCUCCCCCAAAUCCUUCAGGCUCCCGCUUCCCUACAGGGUGCUGGGCUGGAGAGUGGGUGUGACAGCCACUGGGAAUGCCCUUGAACUCCCUUCUUUCCUAGCACAACACCACGUGCCCUGCAGGUCCCUGGUGGUGGCGGGUGGGAAGAAGCUUGCUCUGCCCACAUCUGCUGGUCGGGUCAGGGGCUGCAGGGAUACGACUGUGGCUUACCUUGACUUUUCCUUUUCUGUCGCCUCUGGGAGACACUAUUUCCUCUCUUUCUGUUGUCCUCUGGAAGGUGACCUUCCUUCUAAUAGAUCCUUCUUCUUUCUUCUUCCUUCUCCACCCUCCUCCUCCCUGCCCUCCACCCCCCUCUUCUCACUUCUCUCUUUUCCUUCUUCCACCUGCUCAUCCGAAGUCCCUAGGUGCAUCUGGUCUCUCACACCAAACAAGGAUGGGACCCCAGGGUGGAGGGAGGUUCCCUCAUGCUAUCUCCACGCCUGUGCCCGCCUCUCCCCCCUCGAGGUCCCAUCGGGGGAGGGAGGGGCAGUAGCGGGGGUUAACGCCCCCCAAAACCUGUCUUCCAUUUUCUGGUACUCCCUCUCAUCCAUGUCCCUCUUCCCAUCUCAGUUUCCCUAACUCCGGCCUUUUUCAAGGGCCCGUCCGCCCCCUUGGACAGUUUGGGGGGGGGGGGUUGCCAGAAAACCACCCAUCCCACUCCCUUUAUUAGGGGAGGAGGGGCGAGGUAGCACAGUGUUAACACACGGAACCAGAACGGCCCCGGGGUGGGGGGAGGGGACG
This is a messenger RNA of Microtus oregoni (creeping vole), 2093 nucleotides long. RefSeq names its product calcium voltage-gated channel auxiliary subunit gamma 7 (gene Cacng7). Gene Ontology annotation, molecular function: voltage-gated calcium channel activity; channel regulator activity. Gene Ontology annotation, cellular component: AMPA glutamate receptor complex; postsynaptic density membrane. The transcript is spliced from 6 exons. Bases 193 to 1020 code for a protein of 275 amino acids. Gene Ontology annotation, biological process: neurotransmitter receptor transport, postsynaptic endosome to lysosome; calcium ion transport; neurotransmitter receptor internalization. The record is from RefSeq and is a predicted model, not a curated record. NCBI's taxonomy places the organism in Eukaryota, Metazoa, Chordata, Mammalia, Rodentia, Cricetidae.